Molecule: messenger RNA, 909 nt
Organism: Ichthyophthirius multifiliis
Lineage: Eukaryota; Ciliophora; Oligohymenophorea; Hymenostomatida
Exons: 2
Biological process (GO): DNA replication, synthesis of primer
Cellular component (GO): alpha DNA polymerase:primase complex
Source: RefSeq, a predicted model, not a curated record
AUGAAAUCUCGAGAUAAAAAAUAUUUAAUAUAAGAUAUAUAUGAAAGUCGUUUAUAUGAAGAAAUGAAAAUACUUUAAUAAAAAUUUAUAAAUAAUGGAAAUAAAAUCGAUGACGAACGUUUAAUGUUUCUUUAAGAUUUACAUAAAAUGGAAAUAAUUGAAGAUUCAUAAUAAUAUUCAUCCGCUUAAUUAAGAAUGAAUGAAAUUGAUCGUUUAUAAAAAAGAGGAGACAUGCCUCCUUGUAUGACUUAUUUAAUUUAAGGCUUAAAUGAUAAUCAUCAUUUAAAACAUUUUGGAAGACUUUAAUUGGGUCUUUUUUUAAAAGGUGCUGGCUUAAGUUUAAAUGAGGCUUUGCAUUUUUGGAGAUAGAAAUUUUCUAAAUUUACUGAGGAUUAAUUUAAAAAAAAUUAUGAGUAUAAUAUUAAGCAUAAUUAUGGAAAAUAAGGAAAACAUACUGAUUAUACACCUAUGAGUUGUUAAAAAAUACUGAGUUAUAAUCCUUUAAGUGAUGAAUACCAUGGAUGUCCUUUUAAAGUUAUGGAAACUAAUAAACUUAAAAAUUGGUUGAAAAUUUAUUAUAAAAUUAAUGAUAAUUAAUAUUAUGAUAUUGAAAAAUUUAAAAAACUAAAAACUUUUAAGUAAUAUUUUUUUUUUAAUAUAAUAUUAUUUAUAAAUAAAUAAAAGCUUGCUUGUAGAGAAUUAUUUAAAAUAAAAAAUACUCCCUUAGAUAAAAAAUCAAAUUUAGAUUAGAAAAUUGUUGAUAAAAUUGGAACACAUCCAAAUGUGUAUUUUGAAUAAGCUUUAAGAAUAAAUGAACCAGGGAGAUUCGAAGAUAGUAGUAUUAUUAAUAAAAAAGAUAAUAAUAGUUAAAAAAUAAAUAGUAAAAAUAAAAUGGAUUUAGAAUUCUGA